Molecule: messenger RNA, 1521 nt
Organism: Saprolegnia diclina VS20
Lineage: Eukaryota; Oomycota; Saprolegniomycetes; Saprolegniales; Saprolegniaceae
Exons: 3
Coding region: 368-1459 (363 amino acids)
Biological process (GO): cellular response to misfolded protein
Cellular component (GO): endoplasmic reticulum membrane
Molecular function (GO): Hsp70 protein binding
Source: RefSeq, a predicted model, not a curated record
GGGGUAAAGACACCUGCCGCUAAAUGCACGCAACGUUUGCUGAUCCGACGCCACGGUUGCACGACGCCCCGAGCCGGAGCCGAGGUCAGAUACAUAGAGCACACGACCCAAGCGUCCUCUGUGGUUCGAUACACGUGCAGGCAGAGAGCUCUGAAGACGAGACUCGGUGGCGCAGUGUAUCCCGAACGCUGCGAGAGGCCGAGCGCGACCACGUGGCGGUGCAACGGAAAGUUGGGUGCGUCUAGCUGCAGCGUGCAGUAUCCAGUGCAAUUAAAUUCCGGUGAGGAACCGAUCGACGAAUAUUAAUGCACCGGCAAACGUCAUCCUUCUCCAUUCCGGCAAUUGGUCGCGGGGCGAGGACGCGACGAUGGAGAUGAACCGCGACGAGGCCGAGAAGUGCAUGGAGCUCGGGAAGAAGCACCUCCGCGCAGGCAGCUUUGCGCAGGCCGCCAAGUGGUUCGACAAGUCCAUCCGCCUCUUCCCGCUGCCCGGUGCGGAGGCCCUCAAGGCGCGGGCGGAGCAGUCCAUGGCAGGGCAGGCCGCGCCGCAAGCCGCGCCCGCUGCGUCGACUUCGCGGGCAGCGCCAUCGUCGUCUGCUGCGCGCCCGAGCGAGCAAGAAGACAGCCGACCGUUCACGGACGAGCAGGUCAAGAUUGUGCGCCAGAUCAAGGCGUGCAAGAACCAUUACGCCGUCCUCGGCGUCGAGAAGACCGCAGAUGACAACGAGAUCAAGAAGGCGUACCGCAAGCUCGCGCUGAAGCUGCAUCCGGACAAGAACAGCGCGCCGGGCGCCGAGGACGCGUUCAAGGCGGUCGGGAAGGCUUUUACCGUCCUCAGCGACGACCAGAAGCGCGCCGACUACGACCGGUUUGGUGACAACGCGCCGAGCGAGAACGGCGGCCAGGCGCCGCGCGCGUACCGGUACCAGCAGGACGACAUCAGUCCCGAAGAGAUCUUCAACAUGUUUUUCGGCGGCGGGCUCCACCCGCAGCGCGCCCGGCAGCGCCAGCGCCCGAGCCAGCACAACGCGGUGCCACGGACACCAAUGCAGCAGCUGCUGCAGUUCCUGCCCCUCAUCCUCGUCUUCUGCCUCUCGCUGCUGUCGUUCCCGGCCGAGCGCAACGUGCCGUUCAGCCUCCAGCCGACGAACGAGCACUCGGUGCUCCGCAACACGCGCAUGCGCAACGUCGUCAACGGCAUCCCGUACUACGUGGCCAAGGACUUUGAUCGAAAGUACACGAACGACUGGCGCGACCUCAUGCGCGUCGAGCAAAUGGUGGAGCAGUGGCACGUGACGCGGCUGCGGGAAGGCUGCGAGGGCGAGCGCCUCAAGCAGAAGCGGCGCGUUACCAAGGCGCGCAGCCACUACGAUGUCGAGGCGCGGGAGGAGGCCCUGCGCAAGGCCGCUGCCAUGGCGACGCCCAACUGCGACGAGUUGCAGCGGCUGCAAGCCUUGUAGUUGAACGUUCCAAUAGAGACUGUACAUCGUGUGAAGAAGAGCUGUGUUGGCUCUCGACCUGG